AUGUCCAACAAAUCUGAGCAGCAACAGCAACGGUACUAUGCCGACUACGAACGAACAUUCCGCCAACCCAUCAACAAACCCAGCUCGGAUCGAUCCAAAUCCAGUCCUCCAACAUCCAACUCAUCCUCACGGACGUCUUCGUCCACCUCUCUACAGCCUACAUCACCUGUGGCAGAAUGGUGCCACCAAAUGCACAUGAUCCAACAACGGAAGUACGAUUGGUGUGAUGGCUGCCACCCCAAAGUCCAAGUGUCGACGUUGAAGGUGCCCUCGCAGAAAGCCAUGCAAGCUCAGCGAUACAAUCAAGAGCCGAGCCAUGCCUAUCAAUGA
Molecule: messenger RNA, 330 nt
Organism: Exophiala aquamarina CBS 119918
Lineage: Eukaryota; Fungi; Ascomycota; Eurotiomycetes; Chaetothyriales; Herpotrichiellaceae
Exons: 1
Coding region: 1-330 (109 amino acids)
Source: RefSeq, a predicted model, not a curated record